AUGGCAAUGGGUCUCAUGGAGCGGGGAUGGCAAUGGGACGGGUUGGGUACAGGUUUCAUGAUACCCGUCCCCAUCCUCGCGAUUCAAAUUCAUUCUCGUACCCGUACCCACCAGGUGAGAGAUGCUCCUUACACAAAACUUUGCAGCACAAAGAAUAUCUUGACUGUAAACGGGCAAUUUCCUGGUCCAACAUUGUAUGUUAACAAAGGAGAAACCAUCAUUGUUGAUGUGUAUAACCGAGCUAACUACGACAUCACCAUCCACUGGCAUGGGGUGAACCAACCAAGAUAUCCAUGGUCUGAUGGCCCUGAAUAUAUCACACAAUGUCCUAUUCGACCAGGUGGAAAGUUCAGUCAAAAGGUGAUAUUUUCUGAAGAGGAAGGCACAUUGUGGUGGCAUGCUCACAGUGACUGGUCUCGAGCCACCGUUCACGGGGCUAUUGUCGUCAGACCCAAGCCUGGAACUACUUAUCCAUUUCCAAGACCACACAAAGAAGUCCCAAUUAUAUUAGGUGAAUGGUGGAAGAAAGAUGUCGUUGAGGUUUACAAUGAUCUUCGUAGAACUGGAGGAGAUGCAGCUAUUUCUGAUGCUUAUACAAUUAAUGGCCAACCCGGUGAUCGUCAUCCAUGCUCAAAGAAUGAAACGUUCAAGCUUAGGGUUGAUUAUGGGAAAACGUAUCUGUUGAGAAUGGUGAAUGCGGCAGUUCAAGACAUUCUGUUCUUUGCCAUUGCGAAACAUAAACUGACAGUGGUGGGAACAGAUGGUAGCUACGUAAAGCCAGUGAAAGUAGAUUACAUAACAAUAUCUCCUGGACAAACAAUGGAUGUGUUAUUAGAAGCAAACCAAGCAUUGGACCGUUAUUACAUGGCUGCUAGAGUUUAUUCAAGUGCUGCCAACGUUCCAUUUGAUGAAACCACAGCCACUGCUAUUGUAGAAUACAAGGGAAAGCACAUUCCUUCUUCAGCUACCCCUUUAUUGCCUUUGCUUCCAGGUUUCGAUGACACCAAUGCUUCAGUCAACCUCUUGAGUCAACUAAGAAGCUUGGCUGAUGAUGAACAUCCAAUUGAUGUGCCCUUAGACAUAAGCACCAACCUAUUCUUCACAACCUCGGUUAACACAUUACCAUGUGCAAAUGGUUCAACAUGUGGGGGCCCCAAUGGAAACCGUCUCUCAGCUAGCAUGAACAACAUAAGCUUUGAGUUGCCAUCUAGCAAUAACAUUCUAAGGGCUUACUACAACAACAUUAGUGGUGUUUAUGGUGAAAGUUUCCCAGAUGUGCCACCCUUGCUAUUUGAUUUCACUGCCAACAAUCUCCCUCCUUUUCUAAACACUCCAUCAGUGGCUACGGAGGUGAAUGUGCUUGAAUAUAACUCAACGGUGGAGAUUGUUCUUCAAGGGACUAACUUGUUGGCUGGUACAGAGCAUCCUAUUCAUCUUCAUGGCUACAGCUUCUAUGUUGUGGGAUGGGGAUUUGGCAACUUUAAUAAGGACAAAGAUCCUCUCUCCUAUAAUCUUGUUGACCCUCCUUAUCAGAAUACUGUCGCUAUCCCUAAGAAUGGUUGGACAGCCAUAAGAUUCAGGGCCAAAAAUCCAGGUGUAUGGUUCAUGCACUGCCACCUUGAGCGUCACGUCACUUGGGGCAUGGCCAUGACUUUCAUUGUCAAAAAUGGAAAAAACCCUCAAGACCAGAUGUUGCCGCCACCUCCACACAUGCCAACAUGUUAA
This is a messenger RNA of Cajanus cajan (pigeon pea), 1725 nucleotides long. RefSeq names its product laccase-15-like. NCBI's taxonomy places the organism in Eukaryota, Viridiplantae, Streptophyta, Magnoliopsida, Fabales, Fabaceae. Gene Ontology annotation, biological process: lignin catabolic process. Gene Ontology annotation, cellular component: apoplast. Gene Ontology annotation, molecular function: hydroquinone:oxygen oxidoreductase activity; copper ion binding. The record is from RefSeq and is a predicted model, not a curated record.